Penicillium canescens is the source of this 222-nucleotide messenger RNA. Its product is annotated as glycoside hydrolase. NCBI's taxonomy places the organism in Eukaryota, Fungi, Ascomycota, Eurotiomycetes, Eurotiales, Aspergillaceae. Bases 1 to 222 code for a protein of 73 amino acids. The record is from RefSeq and is a predicted model, not a curated record. The transcript has a single exon.
AUGUAUACUGGGUGUUGCAGCAAGAGUGGAGGUCUCUUUGCACAGACAUUGGAUGAAGGAGGCCCUGGCUCUACUACGAACCACAACAAUCUCGAUCCUCCAGACACAUCUAUGUCUGAUGCAGACAUUGAAGGUGGCAGUGAUGGAUCGGGCGAUGUUGAUAUUGCCGAUACUCUUGCCGACUCGAAAUCAAACGCCGCAACUUGGAAUCGCGCCCCUUAA